AGAGAGAGAGAGAGAGAGAGAGAGAGAGAGAGAGAGAGAGAGAGAGAGAAGUUUUACACCUCUGCACCAUUUCCUCUCUCAUCAGUUUUUCUGUUGUUGGCGUCUCGGUGUGAUUUGUGUCGUCUGUUCUCCUGCUCUCUGUCUGUCUGUCUUCUCCCUCCACUCGUUGUCCAUUGAUACUGUGAUGGAUUUCAGGACUGUUGUGACCAUCUCAGCCCUGUUUCUCAUGACUGCUGACGCAGACGCAGCAACACUUCCACUAAACAGCAGCGCAACUGCCCCCUCUGCUCAGAUGAAUAACACCUGUCCCUGCCUCAGUGCUACUCCAACCACUGCUGCCUCCAGCCCUAGCAGCUCUGCACCUGUCGUGAGCCUCCUCACCGUCCACUGGACAGGUAAAUGUGAAGGAAGCGUGAGACUCUAUAAUUCCUCCACCGACUUCACACCUGUCUGUCACAGCAACAGCCACACUGUCCUGGAGCUUCUGAAGAAUGUGUGUCUGAACAUAAAAGGUUGUAAAGGACAGCCAGGCCUGAUCAAAGGAAGCAGGAACGAUGGUUAUGACAUCUCUGAGGAUGGAGGAGAGUGGAUGAUCAGCUGUGAGACACUGGGGGUCCGAUGCAAAGUUGAGGCAGUUAAGCCAGUUGUCCCAGAUGUGCGGGGACAGCUGCAGGCCUACAAAGUGGUGACAGCUUUGCUCUGCUGUGUGCUGCUGGUCCUUUUACUGAUCCGCUUCACCAGGCCCACCGUCAAAGCUUUGCAGAAGAGAUUGUCAGACAGGAGACAGAAUCGCUGGAUUGGACCAACGCAGAGUCACAGUGUGUCUUACCAUCGAGGGAAAACUGCGGUUAAAAAUGAUGGAGAGAAGAGACUGUCCUACCCUGCUCUGGAGCGACUGGCGGUCAGUGACAGCAGAGAACCUUCAUCCAACAGGAACAGUGACUACAACUUCUGAUGUGCAGCUUCCUCAGCCAUCAUCAUCAUCAUCAUCAUCAUUAUCCCCUAUCAAUAGAUAUUUAUCUUUGUGAAAGCACAUCAGUUACUUGAUCAGUUAUUUACCAGGAUAUUAUUGCUAAAAGUUCAUAUUAGAAAUUCUGUUGUAAACCAUCUGAACGAUCUGCCCAGAAGUUAGCCAUGCUUCUUCUACAUGAAAAUGAAAAAUGUUACGUUACAUCACCCUGACUGAACUGUACAAUAUUUUGGGAAACACACGUAUUUGCCAUCAUUGUACAUUAUGCUCAUACAUUAUGGUUUUUAGCAGCAGUUAGCAUUGGAGCUACUUCGUAAAUAGCAGCCUCUGGGUACGGCGACUGCUCACAGCUGUCCAGAUGAGCUGCAACAGGUCGAUCAGACAGCUGCGGAGUGCAGAAGCUGUUUUAGCCAGGCUAACAGUUUACCUCACUCCCAUUCUUUGUGCUAAGCUAGGCUCUGUACUGGAAAAACAGCAAUAAACCUGAGAACAGCAAGGGAUUAAAUGUGAGAUAAUGACAUUUGUUUUAUAGUUUCUCUUGUCGACUGUGAUUUGUAAUUAAUUUUGUGAACUUUCUAUUUUCAGUAAAAUGAUCUGAGUUGUGUUUGA
Molecule: messenger RNA, 1579 nt
Organism: Lates calcarifer (barramundi perch)
Lineage: Eukaryota; Metazoa; Chordata; Actinopteri; Centropomidae
Gene: cd5
Exons: 6
Coding region: 185-955 (256 amino acids)
Source: RefSeq, a predicted model, not a curated record